This is a messenger RNA of Iphiclides podalirius (scarce swallowtail), 2016 nucleotides long. The record is from the annotation of a GenBank genome assembly. Lineage: Eukaryota; Metazoa; Arthropoda; Insecta; Lepidoptera; Papilionidae.
AUGGAAGUGUCUAGUGGCGCUGAAGAAGGUUUUGUCCGCGAAUGGACACCGUGUUCCCAUAUAUUAAAUUUAAUUCCACCCCGUAUUCAAACUGGAAUAUUUUCCAAUGAACUGUGUUUAACCUGUGUCGAUGCAGUUAGUGAAUAUAUAGCCCUGGGCACGAAUGUUGGCUUGGUAUAUUGGUAUGAUAGGAAAAAAGGAAAUAUCCAGAGGCUUCGAUGCGAGGCAUCUUCCAGCCCCAUAACCUUCGUGAAGAUUGUGAACACCGUCGACUAUAUGGUGGGGGCGGGGAACGCCGCCGGGCAGGUCACCGUCUUCCAAAUACCGAAGGAGCACCCCGAGAACAUUCCGGACACCUUGAAACCUAAGGUGGAACGGAAAGUGGAGAGGUACACAAUAGGCGACCUGCACAAAAGCAAGAUAACAGCCAUAGAGUGGUCCAAGAACGGGAUGAGACUGUUUUCUGGCGACAAGAACGGUGUAAUCAUCAUGACUGAGAUCGACUUCUACAUGCACCUCUGCAAGUCUAUGGAGAUUGUGAAUGAAGAGUACGAGAUAGUGCAGAUGAGCUACCACCAGAACACGCUGCUGGUUUCCAGCCUGUACAGGACCAUACUGUGCGAGCGGCGGGACGCGCGCUGGCUCGUGAGCCAGCUCGGCAAGAAGGAGAGGAAGAGCCUGUGCCGGCUGGGCGCGGUGUUCCAGCACUCGUACGCGCGGGGCGGCGCCGCAGCGGCGUACUGCGCGCGGCCCGGGCUGCGCCUCUGGCGGGCGGACGCGCGGGGCGACGUGCAGCACACGCUGCUCUUCAAGGAGGCGAUAUCCAACCCGCUGACCGUGGCCGAGCUGCUGAACCCCGCCCAGCGGGGCGCCGGCGGGGCGGCGGAGGGGGGCGGGGGCGCGGAGCACAACUUCGGCCCGCUGCACGUGUUCAGGGAGCACUUCCUCGUCACACACGACGAGCGGCUGCUCUACGUGCUCGACCCGCGCUCGCUCACCGCCGUCGCCGUGGUCGACGACCUGCGGAGAAUUAUCUCGGUGUCGGUGAACAAGGACGAGAUCUUCGUCCUGGAGGGGCCCCGCUCGUUGCUGAGGCUGGCCCACGCGCCGGAGCCGGCCGCUCUCGCUCAAGACGAGACGCCCGGCCUGAUGACGAAAUCGCUCACCACGUCGCUGCAGCAGGCGGUGAGCACCUUCCGGGACCUCGCGCACCUGGAGCAGAGCGUCCCGUUCGUCGGGGGCGUCCCCGCCCAGCCUGUCGCCGCCCCCGGCCGCCUAGAGCCCGUCGCCGCCGCGGAGGAGUGCUUCGAGCUGCCGCCCGUCAAGCGGCUGCCCGCCGGCCUGGGCGGCAACGUGCUCCAGUCCAUCGGGAACGAGUUCCGCGACGCGGCAGGCGACGUGGACGAGGCGAGGCGCGCCAGGUCCGACGAGCUGCAGCGCAAGCUGAGGCUCUACGACAGCAUCAUGGAGCGCGGCCACGACGCCGAGCUCAUCCACAGCAGCCGGCGCAGCAGGCGGCGCGACGCCGGUGAGGGGCCGAACACCCCCCGCAACGCCACCCCCGCGCGCCGCGCCCCCGCCCAGCCCCCCGCACCCGCAGCUCCCCACGUCUACGGGGACGAUCUGCAAAGCGACGAUCUCCUCGAAAAGCAGAUAGAGGAGAAGGAGAAGAUACUCGCGAAGAUGCUGAAUCUCGAAUCGCUCAGUAUAAUCACACCGAAAGCUACCACUGAAACCGUUAAAGAACCGCAAUAUCAGUACAGGCCGUACGUAGAAGAGAAACCGGUGGCUAAACAGCCGCCAGACGAGGAGCCACAAAGGGCACCGAAGAGACCGGCGGUCGUCAAAGCGAUUUUGGAGCCUAACGCGAUAGACCUAGUGCCGAAAGUCGUGAAGCUGCCGCGCAACUGGAACCUGGAGAACAUCGAGCUGAGGCUGGACUUGAAGGGCGGCGAGAAGGACGUGAUGAGCCUCAUCUCGCCCGAUGAUCAUUUGGACAGCGAAUGGGAAGUCAUC